UUCUGGAGUAUGUUACAGUGAGAGUAUGUAUUUUGCUUUUGCCAUCUAGCGGACGUAAAUUGAAUCACUCAAACUAAUGUCGCCAAUCGCCAUGCCAUCUAGCGACCCAAAUUUGAAACAUUAAAAAAAUGUCUUAGAAAAAUUUCAAUUUAUUAUUGUAAAUUUUUUAAUUUAAUGAAUUUUUAAAAAUAAAUACUUAUUGUAAUUAGCAUUAAAACAAUGUCCGGCUAUCAUAGAAUAUUUAAGCUAAAAGGCUUUUUAAGCUCCAUAAGAAAUUUAAAGAAUAUUAACAAAAUAAACGAUAGUUUAACUAAAGAAAUAGACGAUUUGUGUAGUAAAAACAAAGUACUACAAGAUUCCAGCAAUAGCUUGAGUAAACUAAAGGAAUUGAAUCAGUUUCUGAGCAAGGAAUUUGGAAAUAAAUCCCUAUACUCGGUUCAGAAUUGCUUGGAAGACAAAAAAGAUGCUCAGCAUAAAAGAAAGUUCUUGAAGCCGAGACACUUGAAAAAGGAAAUUGAAAAGUUAUGCAAACACUUGAAAAGUGGACAAGUUUUAGGGGGCAGUGCCACAUUUGCUGCCGCAUCUGGACUCAGUUUAAGAGAAAAUGUCACUACAGAGACUAUUUUUGAAAAUUUCAAUCAAAAAGUGCCUGCUUCAGUUUUGGAUAAAGAUAUUGAUUCUCCUCAAAUAUUUAAAAAAGCUACAAUUUCUGAUAUUAACUCAGAUUAUUUUGUUGUAAAAACUGGAAAAUAUGCGGAAACAGACACCUCAUUUCCUUUUACGGAAAUUUCUAGUGAAUCUUUGGACACUACAGAUCCAAUUCCUGAACCGCCAUUGGUUCCAGAUUGGACAGCAGAAUCAAUAAAUCAGCUCAAUGCCCUGGGCGAACCUACUUUUGCCUCUUUGGGAUUGGGCGGGUCCACUCCAGUAGGUAUUCUGCAAAGCGCCAUGGAAUAUUUGCACGCCACUGUCGGUCUGGAAUGGUGGGCCACAAUAGUAUUGAGUACUUUAAUAAUCAGAAUUUGUCUGUUCCCGUUGGUAAUCCUGGCCCAAAGGAACGCGGCCAAAAUGAACAACAUAAUGCCGCAAAUGCAACUUUUACAAAUGAAAAUCACCGAAGCACGGCAAACGGGCGACUCAAUGGGCGCCGCACGGUACAGCCAAGAAUUAAUGGUUUUCAUGAGAGAAAAGGGCGUCAAUCCGUUCAAAAAUAUGCUUGUGCCGUUGGCUCAGGCUCCGAUUUUCUUGUCAUUUUUCAUGGGACUGAGGCAAAUGGCCAAUGUACCUGUUGACAGUUUGAGGACCGGCGGUGUUUUCUGGUUUACCGAUUUGACGUUGCCAGAUCAAUUUUAUUUGAUGCCUGUUAUUACUAGUUUGACAUUGUGGGCAACUAUUGAGGUAGGAGCAGACGCAGGACGAUUAUCAGCCCAAAACGCCGUAAUCCUGAAAUAUUUCCUGCGAGCGAUGCCCAUCAUCAUUAUACCGUUCACCAUGAAUUUCCCCGGCGCCAUUUUGUGCUACUGGGUGUCCAGCAAUUUCGUUUCGCUGAUUCAAGUGUCCUUUUUGCGCAUACCCAAAGUCCGGGACUAUUUCAAAAUCGAACGCAUGGUGACGUUCACUCCGGAUCAGUUGCCCACCAAACCCAAAGGAUUCACCGAAGGAGUUAAAGAUUCUUGGACAAAUUUGAAAUUAACCCGCGAAUUGGAUGAGAGGCAGCGAUUGGACGAGAUGCAAUUUAAAAGAGCCGGAAAAGGACCCCUUCAAAAAACUUUCAAAUACGAUCCUACCAAGCUACCGCCCUCUGGCGGUGGCGGUCAACAACAGGCGGCCAUUAGCGCCAAAAAACGUUCCUGAGUUAUUAAUUGUGGUUUUCAAUUAGUUUUGUAAUGAGUAAAAAGUUGAUAAAAUAAAAAUUGUUUUCGGUUUG
Ceutorhynchus assimilis (cabbage seed weevil) is the source of this 1927-nucleotide messenger RNA. NCBI's taxonomy places the organism in Eukaryota, Metazoa, Arthropoda, Insecta, Coleoptera, Curculionidae. The record is from the annotation of a GenBank genome assembly.